CCUCUAUAAGGGUCAUUAUAAUUGAAAGCAUUCAUAUACUUGUGUAUAUUUUGAAAAUUAUGCAAAACAAAGGACAAAUUAAGUAGUAGAAUAUGUCAAGAGCACUUUUCUUUUCGCACAUUUUGAAAUACUGUGGAAGCGUGUAAAGGGAAUUCCCAAAUAUAUCUAUAUAAAUCUUACGUAAAUUUAAAAACAGUAGUUUUUAGCUCUUGAAAGGGUCCCUGAUAACAUUGUUGUGUACAUCAGUUCGUGAAUGGAUUGAGAAAUUUACUUUACGCAAUGUCGAUUUGGAUCUACGCAGGAGCUAUUUUGUUCCUGCAAACAAUAUGCCAAAUCCAAGGUUUCGAUCUGGUUCGUCUCACUAACUUUGAGUCCGAGGAUGGAAGUUAUACUGUGGAAGCCCAUUACAACCAGAAAUGGCAUACAAUGUGUGGUCCACACUGGUAUCCGGCCAAUGCCCGAGUUGUUUGCAGACAACUGGGACAGCCAUCAACUCGGUGUGUAGCAGAAUUUCGAUCCAUCAAAGACCUUUCUGAGGAAUCCAAAUCAAUACAGCAUUUGAAUUAUCAUUGUCUUGGAAACGAAACAGCUCUACAUAAAUGUCCUUAUUAUUAUGACCGCAAUAUUCCUGAAGGAAGCUGUGGCCGUCAGCCUCGUUUUGCAGUCAUUUGUGGAUCAC
Molecule: messenger RNA, 679 nt
Organism: Saccostrea cuccullata (small rock oyster)
Lineage: Eukaryota; Metazoa; Mollusca; Bivalvia; Ostreida; Ostreidae
Product: neurotrypsin-like
Exons: 3
Cellular component (GO): membrane
Source: RefSeq, a predicted model, not a curated record